AUGUCCGCCCCCAGUACCAGUCCCCCCCGCCCCAAAGCCAUCAUAUUCGACCUCCUCACCGCCCUCCUCGACUCCUGGACCGCCUGGACCCUCGCCCUCUCCACCGCCCUCAACGAACCCGAACCCACCACCCCAACCCACGACCUCGCCACCCACUGGCGCCACACCUACCUCGCCCUCACCUACACCCACAAAGGGCCAUACACGCCCUACGCCGCCCUCGUCCACCUCGCCGCGCAGCAGACGCCCGGCGUGCCGCCGCGCGCGGCCGAGGUGCUGCUGGAGAAUUACGUGGCGUGGUUGGCGCCGUGGCCGGAGGCGCGGGCGGUGUUGGGGAGGCUGCGGCGGGAAGGGUAUGCGGUGGGGGUGGCGACGAAUUGCAGUGAGGUUUUGGGGAGGGGGGCGGCGGGGGUGUUGGAGGAUGGGUGUGGCACUACUGCGACGAUGAAGACGGCGAGGUCUGAGGGUUUGGGGCGGGAGGAGGGGGAGGAGGAGGACGGUGACGAGCGGGAGGGUCGUGGUGGGGGGAGCGCGGGCUUCGUCUUCGACGCCGUCGUCACGGCCGAGGAGAGCGGGUGGUACAAGCCGGCGCCGGGCGCGUACGCGGCGGUGCUGGACCGCCUGGGCUGCCGCGCGGAUGAGGUGGUGUUCGUGGCGGGGAGCGCGGCGGAUGUGCCGGGCGCGAGGGGCGCGGGCAUCGAGCGGGUCGUGUGGCACAAUCGGGUGGGCAUGGAGGCGAAGCCCGGGGCGGAGGGGUUGGCUGAGAAGGAAGGGGCCACGUUGUGGGAGGUUUUGGAGGGGGUGGUGUUGUGA
Diplodia corticola is the source of this 813-nucleotide messenger RNA. RefSeq names its product haloacid dehalogenase. Bases 1 to 813 code for a protein of 270 amino acids. NCBI's taxonomy places the organism in Eukaryota, Fungi, Ascomycota, Dothideomycetes, Botryosphaeriales, Botryosphaeriaceae. The record is from RefSeq and is a predicted model, not a curated record. The transcript has a single exon.